GACAUCCACCGCAGGCUGUGCUGCCUGCCGAGGGGCGGCGCGAGGGUGAGGCUCGCCCGAUCGCGGGGGCGGGCUGUGGCCACGAGGCAGGCCAGUGGCACGUGUGCGUCGACGACUUCGACGCGCCCGAGACCGCGGAAGAGGCUCGGGCUCGCCAGCUGGCGGGCGCGCAGGCGCACCUCCCGCGCCUUGCGCGGGGGAGCAACCAGCGCGCUGGCGUGGCCUGCUCGGCGGAGAAGGCGCUCGCCGCUGCAGCCCCGUGCUUCGCGACGCCGGCGCAGGGGCAGGGGGCGAGGGGGUUCUGCGUGGUGGUCGGCGGCGAGCCGGUGCGAGCGUUCGAGUUCAGCCGCCCGCUGUUCG
Prorocentrum cordatum is the source of this 360-nucleotide messenger RNA. The record is from the annotation of a GenBank genome assembly. NCBI's taxonomy places the organism in Eukaryota, Dinophyceae, Prorocentrales, Prorocentraceae.